Vigna unguiculata (cowpea) is the source of this 2019-nucleotide messenger RNA. RefSeq names its product aluminum-activated malate transporter 4-like. NCBI's taxonomy places the organism in Eukaryota, Viridiplantae, Streptophyta, Magnoliopsida, Fabales, Fabaceae. The record is from RefSeq and is a predicted model, not a curated record. Gene Ontology annotation, biological process: malate transport.
GCGGGUUCAUGUGCUCUUCCUUCGCUUCGCCACACCCACAGGCAACACUCCCUUCAUUCUCUCUGUCCUUCAACUCUCUUCCUCUGUUCCAUUCAGAAAUGCUCUCUGCCUCAUCACCAUCAUCGUCUCGUCCUUCGCAAUGAAUAAGAUCUCGCAUGCACAGAGAUUAACCGCACCAGUGGGGUCAUUCAGACACAGUUUUCUAGAGAAGAGCAAAGAGAGGCUCCUUUCCAAGAAGGACUUGAUUGGUCUCCAUGACGAAGUCAGUGAACCCUCCGAACCACGUUCCUUCCUCGACGCCCUCUCCGAUCGCGUCGUUAGCUUCCACAAUAGGUCCAAAGACUUUGCAUAUAAAUUGUACCAGAUGGGUCGCAAUGAUCGACGCAAAGUCGUUUUUGCGAUCAAAGCUGGCUUGUCCUUAGCCAUUGUCUCGCUUGUCAUUUACGUUGAGGAGGAACAGUUUAGCAAGUACUCUAUCUGGGCAAUCCUAACUGUUGUCGUCGUUUUCGAAUUCAGCAUAGGUGCAACCCUGAAUAAAGGUUUCAAUCGGGCUUUGGGAACAUUUUCUGCUGGAGUGCUUGCUCUGGGUCUUGCACAAAUAUCAGUGUUCUUUGGUCGAGCUUUUGAGGAGAUUUUUAUUGUGGUCUCUAUUUUUAUUGCUGGAUUUAUUGCGAGCUAUGUGAGGCUGUACCCUGCGAUGAAGCAAUAUGAAUAUGGCUUUCGUGUAUUCUUGUUGACAUUUUGUAUUGUGUUAGUGUCUGGGAGAACUGGAUUGCAAUUUUUCUCAACAGCUUUUUACAGAUUGCUUCUAAUUGGUAUAGGUGCGGGUGUAAGUUUGUCUGUGAAUAUUUGCCUUUAUCCCAUCUGGUCUGGGGAGGAUCUGCACAAAUUGGUGGUGAAAAAUUUCAACGGAGUUGCCGCAUCUCUAGAAGGUUGUGUAAAUGGGUACCUGCAAUGCGUUGAAUAUGAGAGGGUACCAUCCAAAAUAUUGGUUUAUCAAGCCUCUGAUGACCCUCUUUACCAGGGUUAUAGAACAGCAGUGCAAUCGUCAACUCAAGAGGAGUCUCUGGUAGAUUUUGCACUAUGGGAACCACCUCAUGGUCCAUACAAGAUGUUCAACUAUCCUUGGAAAAGCUACGUCAAAGUUAGUGGAGCAUUGAGGCAUUGUGCUUUCAUGGUCAUGGCAAUGCAUGGAUGCAUGCUUUCAGAAAUACAGGCACCUCCAGAGAAGAGACUGGUUUUCUUCGAAGAACUUCAGAAGGUUGGUAUUGAAGGAGCUAAAUUAUUGCGAUCACUCGGAAGCAAAGUGGAAAGGAUGGAAAAGCUAAGCAGCAGUGAGAUCCUCUUUGAUGUUCAAUGUGCAGCGGAACAAUUGCAGCUAAAGAUUGACAGAUUGUCAUUCCUCUUAGUCAACUAUGAGAGCUGGGAAGCUGUAAGACUGCACAAGGAAAAAGAACACGAGAAUUUGAUGCAACCAGAGAUCACUUCCCUGAAUGAAAUAAUAAGAGAUGAUCCAAAACUUAGCAUAAAAAUAGAACCUUCUACACCAGGCAAGAGCGUAAAAAUAGAACCUUCUACUCCAGGCAAGAGCUUAUUGGGGCGCUCAAAUUUAUCUUACUGCUCAGAUGGGAUGAUACCUGAACCAGAAUCCAGCGUGUAUGAAAGUGCCAGCUCCUUAACUUUGGCAACAUUUGCUUCAAACUUAAUCGAGUUUGUUGCGAGGCUUCAAAAUCUCGUCGAUGAAUUUCAAGAUCUUAGUGAGAAGGCUAACUUUAAAGACCCAUUUGAAGUGGAACAACCGUUGUUGAAGUAGGAGUUACAGUCUCCUCGUUUAUAGAUUGGAGGCCAUGAAAGAUGUCAACCAAAGAUAUUUUGUUUCACUUUUAAGAAAUAACUUUGAAGCUGAAGCUGCAUUCCUUUUUCUGGAAAAGUGGGAGGAUUCAAACUCAGAGUCCAAGAUAUCUCAUCUGUAUGUACUCUGUACGAUUUAAGAAUAACCAUCUCUGAUUUGUUUUGGUA